UGCUCAAUUCGAUCGAGUCGCAGAUUUAUAUGGUGUUAUAUGAAUUCUCCAUUGUUACAGUUCUUCUUUCUACAAGUGUCCAUCGGAAAGUCCCUGAAUUUGGAUUGCAGAUUUGAAGUAAAACUAUCAAGUAAUGGUAGAUUGGUGGAUAUCUUUGGUGGGGGCAGCAGUUCCUGCUUUGGUGGCAGGUCAAGCUAUAAGAAUGAAGAAUAGGAGAGCAGAAGAGCAGAGAUUGAAGAGUGCUCGAGGCCGUGAGAAAAGUUCUGAUGAUAUAUUCGUGUGUGAAAGGGUGUGCACCUCAAAGAGGAUGUUAAAGAAAGUUGGCGCAUUUUCUAAAGACCCGACUCCUGAUACGUGUGUCACUGUUUGCGGUGUCUCCGAACUCGAUGCUUGUGCUGAUGCAUGUGCUCGAACUGUUUGUGUGAACCAGCAUCAAGUGCCCAACUGGAACGAUAUUUGCCUCAAAAGAUGCCAAAGUGAGUGCUUAAAGCUUUCAAACACUGCAGCUGUGUCUUCAUAACAUUUAAUGUGUUUUUAUUUAUUAACUCAACUGAAUCUUCCGGCAUCUAUCAUGGUAUGAAAUGUUGAUCACUGAGUUAUGUUCUAAAUAUGACCUCUAUUUUUCAUCA
Cynara cardunculus var. scolymus (artichoke) is the source of this 629-nucleotide messenger RNA. RefSeq lists its product as uncharacterized. The coding region runs from base 134 to 520 and encodes 128 amino acids. NCBI's taxonomy places the organism in Eukaryota, Viridiplantae, Streptophyta, Magnoliopsida, Asterales, Asteraceae. The record is from RefSeq and is a predicted model, not a curated record. The transcript is spliced from 2 exons.